Molecule: messenger RNA, 354 nt
Organism: Staurois parvus
Lineage: Eukaryota; Metazoa; Chordata; Amphibia; Anura; Ranidae
Source: the annotation of a GenBank genome assembly
AUGAGUACCAGUGUGGGUAAAGAGAAGGACCCCAAAGAUAAAGAGCCGAAGGGGCCUGCAGCGGUAAAGGACCGUGAAAAGGAGCCCAAGGCCUCUGGUGGCACUCUUAAAGACAGCAAAGACAAGGAUCUUAAGACCAAAGUGAAAGAUGCCAAAGAAGGGAAGAAAGAUGCCAGCGGGGCGCAGCCUGGGGUGGCAUUUUCCGUGGACAAUACGAUAAAACGUCCUAAUCCAGCACCUGGAAUGCGCAAAAAGGCCAGCAAUGCUGAGGUGAUCAAGGAAUUGAACAAAUGCCGGGAAGAGAACUCUACUCGCUUGGACUUGGCAAAAAAGUCUGUACACCAACUCCCGGCC